GCGACGUGAUAGCAAACAAGAGAAGAUGAGACAGAAUAUGGCAGGAGUGAAUGAAUGGUUCGGUAUUGGGAGUAUAGUGGUCUGUAAAACAUGUUACAACAAAGAAAUAGAAGGAGAAGUGCUGGCAUUUGAUCCAACAACAAAAAUGUUAAUUCUGAAAUGUCCUGCUUCAAGUGGACGUGCGUCAUUGAAUGAUGUUCAUAUUGUGAACUUGGCUCUUGUCAGUGAUGUUCAAGUGAAGAAAGAAGUGAACUCGGUACCAGAAGCUCCAGCUUCACUUAAUUUGCAAAGACUAAAUUCGAGGGUACGGAAGCAGAUAGAAGAGAAGAGAAGGCUUGUAGCAUCACUAGCAGCAGGUGUAUCUCCAGAGGGACAAAAGCUUUUUCUGGCAAUCUCAAGGACAAUUAAGGAUGUUACCUGGCAAGGCCCCAAUAUUUUGGUGUUUGAGCAAAUAACCAUCACUCCACCAUAUAAAUUAGAAAAUAUUCGGGGUGAUUCAGAGAGUAAAGCUUUUCUCCAUAUCCGAAAAGUGAUGGAGAAACAUGCGAAAGACCAGGCAGCUGUUGCAGCAGCCGAAGCUGCGGGGGCUCACUCGUCACCGCAGUAGCAACUAUUGGCGUACUGCAGAAAAACACACACACACACACACACACACACACACACACACACACACACACACACACACACACACACACUUGUUUACCUGUUUCUGUGUUUUGAGUCCCUCCUCAGCUGGCACAAAUCAUUCUUUCAUUUCUUUUGCAUCAUUUUGUGAACUGUUUUUUGUUUUUUCUUUACUGCCGAGGAACAGUGGAGAAGAAAUGCCUUUCUCCCAUGAAUGAUGUGUACAAUCCGGUAAAUGUAUUACAUUCAGUGUUCCCUACAAUAAGCGUAAGCAUUUUUGUCAAAAAGUGCAACUUGUUUAUUGAAUUUUACACUACUUUUACAGUGGCAAACAUGUUUGAAAGUUGAAUAUUCAGUUUUUUACAAUUUUUGAAAUUGUCAUAUUGAAGAAGUCAGUUUACAGUUGUACACGGUGGACGCCAAAUAGUAUCUGAAAGUACCGAGUACCAAAUGUAUUUAGUUUCGAAAUAUAUAAUAUAUUGCUGUAUGAUCCUGUUAUGUACUAAAUUUGUUGUAGUUUUCUCAUAUAACAUUCCAUUAGUGAAUGUACAGCAAUACACCAUUCUUGUUAUGUUGUC
Molecule: messenger RNA, 1202 nt
Organism: Schistocerca serialis cubense
Lineage: Eukaryota; Metazoa; Arthropoda; Insecta; Orthoptera; Acrididae
Gene: Lsm12a
Product: protein LSM12 homolog
Exons: 5
Coding region: 26-607 (193 amino acids)
Source: RefSeq, a predicted model, not a curated record